Knipowitschia caucasica is the source of this 3066-nucleotide messenger RNA. NCBI's taxonomy places the organism in Eukaryota, Metazoa, Chordata, Actinopteri, Gobiiformes, Gobiidae. The record is from the annotation of a GenBank genome assembly.
AUGAGGUGCUCUCCAUGUGGACUGAUGCUGCAGUGUCUCUGUCUGGCUCUACUGUGUGACUAUGUGCUGCUCUCAGGAGGGGACAGAGUGCAGACGGUGGCUCAGGCCGGGCCCUUGUAUCGGGUCGAGGGCUCCAAGCUCUCCAUCUCCUGCAGUGUGAGCGGCCUUCCUCCUCUCUCUGACGCCAACAACAAUUUUGAGUUUCGAGUCAAGAAAUAUACAGACCCAAAUUCAGUGGUCUUUGAAAUCCUGCGCCUUCAGAAGAGCGAUGAAGGGGAAUAUGAGUGCGCUGUCGUGAAUACCAAAGGAACCUUCUAUGGGACGUACAGUGCAAUGACCACAGUCAAAGUGAUCGACAACUCCUUAACCGUCGCAUCAUCAGCUCCGGCUUCUCUUACCCAAACAGAAGGAGACGGUUUGGAGUUAUCCUGCGAAGUGUCCAGCAGCACGAUCCAACACACGCAUUUGUCCUUUGGCUGGUUCCUCCGAAGAAAUAGCGAAAAUGUCUCUCGCCCCCUUAUCUCAAUGGACAGAGAUUUUGUAUUGAUUCCAGGGCAGGACUUAGAGGAGCGAUACAAAGCAGGACUGAUCAGGUUAGAUAAAAUCGGAGAGGUGACAUACCGGCUUAGCGUGUCCAGCUUGAAGCUCUCAGAUCAAGGCCAAGUGUUCUGUGAGGCUCAGGAGUGGAUACAGGACCCCGACCGGACUUGGUACUCCAUCGCAUCCACAUCAGCAACAGAGACAAGCCUCACAGUGAAAGCCAAAGAAGUGCUGUCUGACACUUCAUCUCUGGAGGUGGGAAUCUCCGUGGCACAAUCUUCUCUGCAGGAGGGCCAGCAGCUCUCUGUGUCCUGUUCCGUGGACUCCUCGAAUCUCAACUUCUUCUCCGUGGCGUGGCUGCGUGGAGGAGUGGAGGUUGCACGGAUCAACCCCCUCGGAGUCCUCACGGUGGGCCCAGAUUACAGCAGCCGAGAGAGAGACGGAGAGCUGUGGGCGGCCAGGGUUGGGAGGAGGGAUUAUAAUUUGAUUCUUCGGCAUGUCAGGACCAGUGAUCAGGGAGAGUUUGUGUGCAGAGCUUGGCCUGACGAGUGGAGCAGCACUGGGGAUUUUGUACAGGCUGCAGCCAAGGACUCCACACCCCAAACUGUCACUAUCGCAGCGGCAGAAAGCUCCCUCUCAGUUGACUUGGCCAACAGCGUGCGUGUGGAUGAAGGGCACAAGCUGGAGCUGUCCUGCCGAGUGUCCGGAGUGACUGGUCAGCUGUCUGUGACCUGGCAGCACAAGUCAGACUCAGCCAAUGCCCCCUUCACCAGUGUGGUCAGUCUGAACAGAGACGGGGUCAUGAGCAAAGCUGAAGGCCGUGAGGAUGUGAGGGCAACAGCACUGCGCCCUGCCCCAGACCUCUUCACUCUGCAGCUGGAAGAGGCCACACAGGCCGCCUCUGGCCAUUACCAGUGUGAGGUGUCAGAAUGGAUAUCUAACACCAAGUCCAGCAGCCAAGAGGCAACAGCCCAUGUGACUGUCAGGCCUCUAGAGGCGGUGGCAAGGGUGUUUCUAAUUGGCCGUAACCACAAUGCAGCAGAAGGACAGCAGGUGGAGUUGAUCUGUCGUGUCAGAAGUUUGAACCUGCCUCGUACUUUGGCCUGGAGUUUCCGCCGUGGAGACUCAACAACUCCGGACAGCAUUCUCACGCUGUACUCCAGUGGGGCUAUCAGCUGGUUUGGAGACCAACAACGAUACCAGCUGAAAAUAGACAACAAAAACAAACCAAAUGAAACAUGGUACCACCUGAUUGUGAAUAGUGCCAGUAAAAGAGAUGCUGGAAACUAUCAGUGCAGUGUUUCUGUGAUCCUUGAAAAGACACAGAGAAAGCUGUCUGCCUCUGAGCUGGCUGUUAAUGUGGAGAGCCCCGUGAGUGAUUUAACUCUGACUUCGAGGCAGCGUCUCAGCGUGAGCCGGACUGAAGGCCCCAGCUUUAUUCUGACCAUCCGUAAUGCCCGCUCCUCUGACAGCGGAGUGUACAUGUGCACGGUGGUGCAGUGGAGACAGGACUCUAGCAGAGAGUGGUACCAGUUCCCUGCUGUGUCCAAAAGCACACAGCUGACUGUUAUUGAACCUGCCAGUGAUCUUCAUUUGAAUACUACAACACCUGCUUUGAAUGUAAAGGAAGGAGAUGAUGUACUGCUGGGCUGUAACCUGACCUCUGCCAUGGACAGUCCUUCUGUUUUCUACAGAGUCAUUUGGCUCUUCUCUGAUCACAGCGGUUCCAUUAGUAACAUGCCUAUGGUGGAGCUUGAUCACACGGGAAGACUUUCAUACCCUGUACACAAGGCUCUCCGGCACCGAGGUAAGGAGACACAGAAUGACGUUUGGAAAUAUAACGGGGCCCUCGAUAAAUGGAUAAAGAUUGAGUCGCUGUCAAUAGCCCGCUGGAGACACAAGAUGGCCGUUCACCAGGGCAAAGUCUAUGCCAUCGGGGGUUUUGAUGGAAGCCAAAGACUGUCUAGUAUCGAAGCCUAUGACCCCUUUCAUAAUCGCUGGACACAGGUCACUCCUCUUGCUGAGGGGGUAAGCUCUUUUGCGGCUGCCAGUUUUGAUCGGUGGAUUUAUGUAAUUGGUGGGGGUCCAAAUGGAAAACUGGCUACAGAUAAAGUCCAGUGCUGGCAACCCGGGACAAACAGUUGGGAGACCAGAGCUCCCAUACCAGUGGAGACCAAGUGCACUAAUGCGGUCACGUUCAGGGACUGCAUCUACAUAGUGGGAGGUGCGAUGCAUGCCAUGUUCUGCUACUGCCCGGAGUCAGACUGCUGGUCUCUGGUCACUCGGCUCGGGGAGCGGGCCAGCUGUGCCAUCACAGCAUGCAACAACAAGAUCUUCAUCACCGGCGGCAGAGACAACAAGAACCAGGUCAUCUCCACGGUGAUGUGCUGGGAUGUGAGCAAAGGGCUGCUGACUGAGGAGUGUGUGUUACCCAUAGGAGUGUCCCACCACGGCAGCGUCACCCUCAUGAAGUCCUACACACAUAUACACAGGAUCACCCCAGUUCCGGCAGAGAUCAAGGGGUGA